AUGGAGGCUAACAUGCCGAAGCGGAAAGAGCCUGGCAAGUCCCUCCGCAUCAAAGUCAUCUCCAUGGGCAACGCCGAAGUAGGAAAAAGCUGUAUUAUAAAGCGAUACUGUGAGAAAAGAUUUGUCUCUAAAUACCUGGCAACAAUUGGAAUUGACUAUGGAGUCACAAAGGUACAAGUCAGAGACAGAGAAGUCAAAGUUAACAUCUUUGAUAUGGCUGGACAUCCUUUCUUCUACGAGGUUCGCAAUGAGUUUUACAAGGACACUCAAGGUGUGAUCCUGGUUUACGAUGUUGGGCAGAAAGACUCCUUUGACGCCCUUGAUGCCUGGCUGGCAGAAAUGAAGCAGGAACUUGGACCUCAUGGAAAUAUGGAAAAUGUCGUAUUUGUAGUUUGUGCUAACAAGAUUGAUUGUACCAAGCACCGCUGUGUAGACGAAAGUGAAGGGCGUCUUUGGGCUGAAAGCAAAGGAUUCCUGUACUUUGAAACUUCUGCACAAACUGGAGAAGGAAUUAAUGAGAUGUUCCAGACCUUCUAUGUCUCCAUAGUAGAUUUAUGUGAAAAUGGCGGGAAACGUCCUAUCACAAAUAACAGUGCUAGUUUCACCAAAGAACAAGCAGACACCAUUCGCAGGAUUCGCAAUAGCAAAGAUAGUUGGGACAUGUUGGGAGUCAAACCUGGAGCCUCACGGGACGAAGUCAAUAAAGCGUACCGGAAGCUCGCUGUGCUUCUUCACCCAGACAAAUGUGUUGCCCCUGGCAGUGAAGAUGCUUUCAAAGCAGUCGUGAAUGCCCGGACAGCACUCCUGAAGAACAUCAAGUAG
Elephantulus edwardii (Cape elephant shrew) is the source of this 822-nucleotide messenger RNA. RefSeq names its product DnaJ (Hsp40) homolog, subfamily C, member 27 (gene DNAJC27). NCBI's taxonomy places the organism in Eukaryota, Metazoa, Chordata, Mammalia, Macroscelidea, Macroscelididae. Gene Ontology annotation, molecular function: GTP binding; GTPase activity. The coding region runs from base 1 to 822 and encodes 273 amino acids. The transcript has 7 exons. The record is from RefSeq and is a predicted model, not a curated record.